GAUCUCUGCAGACAGCUUCCAAAUAAGUUUUUUUGAGUGGGAAGCUGUGCAACAUCUGCAAAGAGGAGCCCUUCAUCUGUCCUGCGUGCACCCCAAAUAUGCUUGCAGUUUCCGUGGAUGGAAAUCGCAAGCAUUACCGGUUCAAGAAUGCAUCUAGAUCCGAGGAACAGGCCAUUUUUCAAGGCGUCUUCAUAGCCAAGGAUGAAGACGUUGCCACAUUUGUGGACCACAUACACAGGACAUCCAAACAUGUCUCUGGAAGAGGUGUUUGUGGAGGGGAGUGGUCAGCAGCUAGAGAGACCUCCCAAAGAUCCACCAGCAAGGUAGAUGAGGAGGGACUGGAGCUUGCGGUGUGUAGGCAUGGUGUUCUGCUGCGUGCUCUCAAUAUGUACAGGGGAGAAAUGUUUGCUUAUCCCCUGUAUUUGCAAGAAAAGCUUGCCAGCAGGCAAAUCACUUUCUUCUGUAUGGAUGUGACCUGCAAGUAUUGGCCCUACCUCCAAAAAGUUGCAAAAAGCUGUCCAGAGCUCCAGCCCCUCCUCAGCAUGAAGCCGUUCCUGUCUGUAUUUCAUGCCAAAGCUCAUGAUUUCAAAUGAGAGGUCAAAUGGAGUGGGGCAUAUCAGGAAGGGGCUGGCCUAACACUAGGCGAGGAGGUUGAGCAGUGCAAUGCCUUCCUCUCUAGGAUUGCAGUGACCACAAAGCACAUGUCAAAAGCUGGACGCACAGACAUGCUGACUCUCUUGGCCAUGCGCUGGAAUCAGCAAAAGUUCGACAAUUUGGCCACCUCACUGUCUCACAGAUAUCACAAGACCAUAAAAUCUCUACAAAGCAAGCAACAGAAUCUUGAGUCCAUGAAAGCUCAGUUGGCAGUGACAGAGAGCCAUUUGGAAGACUGGGUCAGUGAUGUCAAAGAGUGGGCAGAAGACUCUGUCGAUCUAAGGACAAAGAGAAAGGCGUUUGACAUCAUCAUGGCAGUAAGGAGACUGGAGGAGGAGAAGAAUAUUCUUGUUCUGGAGAUGGACCACCACUGGAAAUGGCUUUCAACUCGUGCAAAGACCUCGCAAGAGUUGUCCAGUCUACUUUCUAGUGAGACAGUGAAAAAUUGGCCAUGUGGCUUUAGUGAAGAGGGGUUGAAAGGUCUGCAGAGCAUCAUCCUGAGAAAGCAGCAGAACAUCAGAGAGAAGAAGAAGCAAGCUAGAGACUGCUACCUGCGACUUUUGUCUGGAGAGACUGCAGAGAACAUGAGCUUCUUGCACAAGCUGGAUGAUUCUGACAGUGACUUGGACAGUUCUGAUGAUGCACUGUAA
Solea solea (common sole) is the source of this 1304-nucleotide messenger RNA. RefSeq lists its product as uncharacterized. Lineage: Eukaryota; Metazoa; Chordata; Actinopteri; Pleuronectiformes; Soleidae. The transcript has 8 exons. The record is from RefSeq and is a predicted model, not a curated record. The coding region runs from base 702 to 1304 and encodes 200 amino acids.